Notodromas monacha is the source of this 1706-nucleotide messenger RNA. Lineage: Eukaryota; Metazoa; Arthropoda; Ostracoda; Podocopida; Cyprididae. The record is from the annotation of a GenBank genome assembly.
AGUUCAUGUGCUCAUCUUUUUCCAGAGGUCUCCGGGCGCGCAAAUUUUUACUGGCUGGAAUCUCGUGCGGUUCCCCGAAAGAUUCGUUAAACCGUCAACGCGUAACCAUGGCGGACAUUGAAAUUCCUGACGCCAUCGAGAAGUCUACUGAGGAAUUAUUGGCUGAACUGGACGAAGGUCCUGCGCCAUCCGCCGUGGAAACCGCUGAGGACAAAAAGAAGAAGCAUCACAAGCGAUCACGCGUCGGAUCUGGUGGUGAUUCGUCAGAGAUGGUCGCGGUUCCGAAUCACCAUGCAUCUCAGCCGAAGUUGGAAUUGAAAUACGGCAAGAACUCGCGGCGAUCAAGGAACAUUCAGAGACGAGGCGCCCCGAAAAAGGGUGGUGCUGGAGGAAAAGGUGUAUGGGGUCUCCCUGGACUCUCAGAACUCAAUGAGCCCGAAGAAAUCGACAGAAAUGAUCCGAACUUUGAUCCUGACGCAGUUGACGCCGCUAACGUGAAAGUUGCAGUUAUCGUUCCGGAGAAGACCGAGGAAGAAUUCCGCGCCUUCGCUGAACCGAUUUUCCAAGAGUAUUUUCUAAGUUCCGACACCGAAGAAGCCAUUAAUUCAAUUCUGGAGACGAACUUGGCUGGAAAUCGGCACGUGGUCGUCAUGUUGAUGAUAGAGAUGGCGAUGGAGCACAAAGCGAGUCACCGAGAACUGGCUUCUGAAUUUUUGUCUGAGUCAUAUCGGAGGCUUUGCUAUCCCAAAGACUAUGCUAAAGCUUUCGAUGAGCUGCUGAAGAACUUGCCGGAGCUUGUGUUGGACACACCAGACGCUGCGAAUGUUCUCGGCAAAUUUCUGGCCAGAUGCAUUGCUGACGACUGUCUCCCUCCUGCGUUUCUCAAUGGUUACAAGGGCAAAGUCGAAUGUGAACACGCUCGGACCACACUCAAUCUUGCGAAUACGCUCUUGGUCAUGAAACACGGCAUGUCGCGUCUGGACACCAUCUGGGGCCAGUGCGGUCCAACCAGACCCACGAAAUCGCUGACCAGGCAAAUCAUUAUGUUCCUCAAAGAAUACCUCGACUCGGGUGACAUUCAAGAGGCUCACCGUUGCUUGCUUGAACUCGAAUCCCCUCAUUUUCACCACGAAGUCGUCUACGAGACGGUGAUACUUGCAUUGGAGAGUCUAUCGGAGUCAGUUGAGGAUCGACUAUUGAAGUUGAUGAAGUACUUCGCGGACGCUGUUGUCAUCACUCCAGAGCAAAUUAAAAACGGAUUUUUCAGGGUUUUUGAUGAGAUGCCGGACAUUUGCCUGGAUGUUCCCCCGGCUUACGUGUGCCUUGAGCGAUUUGUGACCAAGUGCGACCGGGAUAAAAUCGCGCCAAGGGAUGUCGUUACUCGGCUUCCUUCUCGCGGACGGAAACGAUUUGUCUCCGAAGGCGACGGUGGAUUGCUGAAGGGUUUGGAUUACAUUUCGCCUUAUGUGUGAAGACCGAAGGAGUGAAUUGAAGUGCUACAAAGAUAUCUUUUCUCUCGUUACGGUGUCGUAUGGUUUUCCGAGUCAGCGUUGGGUGUAAGGAUUGCAGUGGCUGGCUGUCCAGUAUUCCUGUCGAGGCUCGGCUCAAAACAAUAACGAAACUGCCUCAACUCAUUCCUGUUUGUUGAAACUUUCUUGAAAAAAAAAAAAAAAAAGAAGACAGCUCAAAACUUGGUACAGUUAAGA